AUGGGAGAGUCGGAAUUCCAGCAAAUCGUGAAAAGCAGAGAGGCGUCGGACUCCGCCCUUCGUUUUUGGUACAUUCGUUUCCGCUUUAUGAAUCCGCUAACGCCAUUUGCUCCUCACCAAGAAGGAGAAUUCAACUUCGGCGAGUUCCUGUCAGAACGGCUUUCUGAGACACUGUUGCACAUGGUCGAAAUACCAAUAUCCACUUGGACGUUGUUUAUUCCCAUUCUACUUUCUGUGCGGCCGGUCUUUGGCUUCAGCCCGAAGCCGCUAAUGGAGUUUCUUGUUUUCGCUGCAGGGGCCCUUUUGUUUUUCAACCUCUUCAUCUUCUGGCGACUAGAAACAGUCUUGAACUACCACACUCCCAGCAGUAAGGAGAUCGAAGAGUACCUUCGGGGUCUUGCACAACCGGGGACUUCAACGGUUUUGCCUGCUGCACCAAUUGAAGCGCUCCCACCCGUAACUCGAAACGGGCCAAUAUGCACUCUGAUUAGAGGAGCCCGAGUAAUGAACGCUCAGGAGUCGCUAUUCGUACUAGGACCGAGAGGCAUCCCAGCAAUGAGGACCUUAAUCCAACUGUCGCUGUCGCUUCACGUUGUCGCCGUAACUGCCGCAGCGAAGCUGCUGAUAUCCCCGCACUAUCAGCAUGUUAUGUUUGGGGUGCUGGGCUACUGGAGCGGCAUCGCGCCCCUGUUAGUGCUCCUCCUCAGCAUGGGGCUCUUCCCUUCCAUCGCCACCCACUUCACAGUCGUCAGCAACCUCGGGUCUCUAGCCAGCCGCCAGGCCAUCGCUGCAAGCGCACAGCGCCUCCGCUCGCAACAGCUGGAGAGGUAUUUCCAAAUGCUUCAGUUCCUUCGCUACAAAGCAGACACCGAUUUCGCCUCACGCCCCGGCCGUGCGAGAGAUGAAAUAGAGGAAGCGAAGCAACUAUACGACUCCCUCUCGCCAGAAACGCAAAAAGGCUACCAAGACAUCUUCCACGCAUUUGCUGAGCUCGCUGAAGAACCCAGGAUCCCCCUCACGAACAUUCACAAGAUGAUCGAAGCAUUUGCACUAAACGAAAGAAUACCCGACUGCAAAGAGAAAGCAGAUGGGUGGGUCGUCGCACUGGACACUUCUGAGAGCCUCACGUUCCCCGCUUUCACCGCCGACCUCUUCGACUUUCUUGACGACGACGCUGACGGCUAUGUGACGGUGGUGAGCCGAUAG
Messenger RNA from Eimeria maxima, 1206 nucleotides. RefSeq lists its product as hypothetical. The transcript has 3 exons. Bases 1 to 1206 code for a protein of 401 amino acids. The record is from RefSeq and is a predicted model, not a curated record. Lineage: Eukaryota; Apicomplexa; Conoidasida; Eucoccidiorida; Eimeriidae.